ACCUUGUGGAGUAUUGCGAAAUUCUUCGGUUCAGUUUUGUGAUCGUCCUGUGUAUGCUGAAGUAACCACCAGGAUAGAGGAAAGUUUUGAAGAAUUAAAAGCAAUAAUUAAAGUUGGAAUAAGUUCAGAAAAAAUGGCUACUAACGCUGAAGCAAAUGCAGAAGAAAGAGUUGCUAGCCCUGAUGUAACUAGUGAAGCAAUCAUCACUAACCUUGACAAACAAACAAAGGAAUUUAUUAACCAAAGAAUUUCUCAAAGUUAUGUUAACAUUCCUUUUGUAUCAAUCGAAGGUGAUAUACCAAGACAUAGUGCAAGACCAGAAAUAUAUGCAGUUGCAUUGCCUGAACAUCUUUUAUUGAAAUAUGGCGUGCUUCUUUAUUACGAUCAAGCUUUAGCCUUGGAGGCUAUCAGAAGGUAUAGAAUGGGCAGGUACCGCAUAUUUACUAAUUUAUUUGAUGCAGUGGAGUAUGCUAUAAAACCUGUAGAGCCGAAAAAGAAAGGUGAAAAUAAACCUAAAAAGGCAAAAGGGACCAAGACUAGGUCGAUACGUAUAACAUCCGGUUAUUUCCCGUCCUGGCAUUUCCGUCUUAACUUGGGAACUAUUUAUGAAGAUCCACAAGACUGGGAGGCAAAAGAUAAGGUGCUUCACUGCAAUGAAAAUGAAGAGAACGGUUCUCAUACGGUUACUCGUGCACAGGAUCUUCCAACAGAGGAGACCGCAGGAUCUCCAAAAGAUUUUCAAAAUAAUGAGGAGUCCGAUUCUUCUAAACAAGUUCCUGCUCCGAAACUUAAUGAACCUAACAACCUAGGAAAUGAUUCAACACCUGAGAAAGAAAACGCUUAAAUGUCUGAAAAUUUUAU
This is a messenger RNA of Argiope bruennichi, 861 nucleotides long. RefSeq lists its product as uncharacterized. The record is from RefSeq and is a predicted model, not a curated record. Lineage: Eukaryota; Metazoa; Arthropoda; Arachnida; Araneae; Araneidae. The transcript has 7 exons. The coding region runs from base 134 to 844 and encodes 236 amino acids.